Messenger RNA from Anolis carolinensis (green anole), 3376 nucleotides. RefSeq names its product sushi repeat containing protein X-linked 2 (gene srpx2). Lineage: Eukaryota; Metazoa; Chordata; Lepidosauria; Squamata; Anolidae. The coding region runs from base 377 to 1768 and encodes 463 amino acids. Gene Ontology annotation, molecular function: signaling receptor binding. Gene Ontology annotation, biological process: positive regulation of synapse assembly; cell-cell adhesion; positive regulation of cell migration involved in sprouting angiogenesis. The transcript has 11 exons. The record is from RefSeq and is a predicted model, not a curated record.
GGCACCAGAGGGGAUGCUCAAGAGGGCUGGAGAUGUUGCAAGGCUGCUCGUAAGGCUUUCCAGAUGCAGACACUUUAUGAGCGGCCUGCUUCUUCUCGUGGGCCCCUUUUUCCCCACCAGCCGCAGCGCUCUUUCCUCCGCCUCCCUUAAGCAGAAAUACAACAUUAAACAAACAUCUGGCAAAAGGCUGGCUGGCCCACAUCUGGGCAGCGUUAGCAGAGCCUGGGACCUGCUUGAAGGAACAAGCCGCUCUUUUUCAGGAGGCGGAAGGCGAGGUUUCCUGUGCGGACUCAAGGCGAGGAGCAUGUGGGGUCAGUUGGGCUGAGAUGCAUCUCCAAUAAGCCUGAAUUUUCUUCUACAGCGGAUUAACCUUAAGAUGCUUCCAAAAGCCUCCCCCAUCCUGCUGCUUCUCUGGGCAAAAGUGGCCUCCUCCACAUGGCAUGAAGGAUCUGGCUACUCUGCUGCAGAAGGGCAAACCAAUGAAGUUCACAUUGAGGAAACGUCCCGUCAUCGUAGCCCAGAAUAUCGAGUCCCGCAGUGGUGUCACCUGCUCAACAUUCACCAUGGGGAGGCUGCCUGUUAUUCUCCCCGCGGAGGGGGCUACCCAAGCAGCCUGGGGACCCGCUGCGAACUCUCCUGCGACCGCGGAUACCGCUUGAUCGGCCAGAAGUCCGUGCAAUGCUUGCAGAACCGCCGCUGGUCUGGGAUGGCCUACUGCAGACAGAUCCGGUGCCAUACAUUGCCGUCUGUUUAUCAUGGUUCGUACCAAUGUUCAGAUGGAGCAAAGGUGGACUCUCACUGCGACUAUACCUGCCGGCCCGGAUAUUCCCUGGAGGGUGAUCGCAGCCGCGUGUGCUUGGAGGAUGGACGCUGGAGUGGUGGCGAGCCAAUUUGUGUAGUAGACAUAGAGCCACCCAAAAUUCAAUGUCCUGACUCCCGAGAGCGACUGGCAGAGCCAGGGAAACUGACAGCCGUUGUGUUCUGGGAUCCGCCCCGGGCCAAGGACUUGGCUGACGGCAUCAUCAAACGAAUGACGCUCCGAGGCCCAGAACCCGGAUCUGAAUUUUCCGAAGGAGAACACAUUAUUCGCUACACCGUCUAUGACCAGGCAUUCAACCGAGCGAGCUGCAAGUUUUCUGUGAGAGUCCAAGUAAGUCGUUGCCCUGCUCUGAAGGCUCCUGAGCACGGGUACAUCAGCUGCGACUCUGCGGGCAACAACUACGGAGCGACUUGCGAGUAUCAGUGUGGUGGAGGCUACGAGCGCCAAGGUUCCCCUUUGAGGGUCUGCCAGUCGAGUCGCCAAUGGUCAGGCUCAGAGCCCAUCUGUGCGCCCAUGCAGAUCAACGUGGAUGUAAACUCUGCUGCCAGCCUUUUGGACCAGUUCUACGAAAAGCGCCAGCUGCUCAUCAUCUCUGCUCCGGAUCCCUCUGACCGUUUCUACAAAAUGCAGCAUGCCAUGUUGCAGCAAGCCACUUGUGGGCUGGACUUGCGGCAUAUCAGUGUCAUUGAGCUGGUGGGGCAGCCACCCCACGAAGUGGGCAGGAUCCGCGAGCACAAGCUUUCAGACAACAUCAUUGAGCAGCUCAGGCUGUUCCUCCAUAUCACCCGUCACCGCUUCAAUAUCGUGUUUGUUGACAAAGAUGGGGUGGACCGCGAGCGCUACAUCGAGCCGGUGACACCGGAUGAGCUCUUUUCCUUUGUGGAUGACUAUCUGCUCAGCAGCCAAGAAGAGCUCCAGAGGGAACAGAACAGGGAUGUCUGUGAGUGACAACGGACGGCUCUGAUCCUCGAAGCAACAACUGGACACCUCCAAUCUCCACCAUCCCUGCAGUUGGAAUCUCCUUUCGGUGCUCUCCUUGACUUGAGAUCAAACAGAUGUAAACCUUUGAGGGACAUAAUAGACCAGGGGUCCCCAAACUAAGGCCCGGGGGCCGGAUGCGGCCCUCCGAGGUCAUAUACCUGGCCCCCGCCCUCAGUUUUAUAAUAUAAUAUAUUGUAUAUACAUAUAAUAUUGAUAAUAAUAUUAUAAUGUAAUACAAUAUAACACUAAUAAUAAUACCAUAUGAUAAUAAUAUUAAUUAUAUAUUCUAUAUUACAUAUAAUAUUACUACUAAUAUUACAGUAUAGUGGUAUAGUUCAAUAUAGUAAUAUAUAAUGGUAAUAUUGUGCGAUGCUAAUAAUAUAAUAUAUUGUAUGUACAGUAGAGUCUCACUUAUCCAACAUAAACGGGCCGGCAGAAUGUUGGAUAAGCGAAUAUGUUGGAUAAUAAGGAGGCAUUAAGGAAAAGCCUAUUAAACAUCAAAUUAGGUUAUGAUUUUACAAGUUAAGCACCAAAACAUCAUGCUAGACAACAAAUUUGGCAGAAAAAGUAGUUCAAUAAGCAGUAAUGCUAUGUAGUAAUUACUGUAUUUAUGAAUUUAGCACCAAAAUAUCACAAUAUAUUGAAAACAUUGACUACAAAAAUGUGUUGGAUAAUCCAGAACGUUGGAUAAGCGAGUGUUGGAUAAGUGAGACUCUACUGUACAUAUAAUUUGUAAGCCACUGAGUCCCCUUUGGGGUGAGAAGGGUGUGAUACAAAUGUAGUAAAUAAAUGCAGUAAAUAAUAAAUAAAUAAAUAAAUAAAUAAAUAAAUUUUAGACUUGGGCUCAGCCAAAGUCUGAAAUGACUUGAAGGCACACAACAACAACAACAACAACAACAACAAAAACCCUAAUUAAUUUGACUAUCUCAUUGGCCAGAAGCAGGACCACACUUCCCAUUGAAAUCCUGAUAAAUUUAUGUUGGUUAAAAUUGUUUUUAUUUUUAAAUAUUGUAUUGUUCUUUCAUUGUUGUUGUUGUUGUUGUUGUUGUUUUUGCACUACAAAUAAGACAAAUGCAGUGUGCAUCAGAAUUUGUUUGCAUUUUUUUCAAAUGAUAAUCCGGCCCCUCAACAGUCUGAAGGAUUGUGGACCGGCCCUCGGCUUAAAAAGUUUGGGGACCCCUGUAAUAGACUGUUGUUCUAGACCUCUGGCCUACAAUCAUAUGAACAAGUACAAUUGUCAUGUAAGGAAAGUAUUCCUCACUUAUGUACCUGCUCCUUUUUGUGCAACCAAUCCCUUCCACAUGAAGAAGAUCACGAAAGAAGAAAAGCCACCAACAGUGAACAACCUUGGACCACCAAGAGAAUAUUUGAAAGUGAGAUUCCCACCAUCCGUUUCUAUUGGUCAUGUUGACUGGGACAUCAAGGUUCUGGAGAAAACCCCUGAAACCUUCAUCUUCUCUUUGAAAUAUCAAAAGCUAUUUUUGCCCUGUUUGCAAAGUUCUCCAGUUGUUGGAAUCCAUCUUCUACCAGCCCUGCUAAACAUGAUCAAUAAUAAAGAUGGGAGUUGUAACCCAA